AUGAAGCUAAGUGAAAAAAUCUUACUUGGCUCGGCCGGUACUGCUGGGGCAGGGGUUAUUGCGUGGAGAACUAUGUUCCCCUGGAUUCGGGAUGACCUUAAGGUCAUCAAAUUAGUCAGGCAGAUAGGCAAAGAAAUUCAAGCUUCACAGUCACUUCUCAUUGACAAGUUUGAAAAGUUUGCAGCACAGAUUCCACACAAGCCAUUCAUAAUCUUUGAGGAUAAUCUGUUCUCAUACGAGCUAGUGGAUCAGAUGGCAUGCAGAGUCGCAAAUAUUGUCAAAUCCUGGGGUCUGGGACCACGUGACUGUGUUGCAAUGAUAUUUCACAAUGAACCAGCGUUUCUGUGGACCUUUCUAGGUCUCCAAAAGUUAGGAAUCACAGCAGCGUUAAUCAACAGUAAUUUAAAAAUGCAUCCCUUGAUUCAUUCAGUUCUUGCUGCAAACACAAAACAUGUGAUUGUUGGUUCAGGAGAUGAUUUGCUGGGAGCAAUAACAGAGGUGCUGGACGGCCUGGGAAACCAAAAGAUAUACGUACAGGGAUUGGGUUCUCUACCAGCGCCCACUGGUGUGCACUCGUUUGACCCUCUCUUGCAGGUGACUCUACCAGUAGCUAUAUCGCCAACCGUUAGGGCCGGCUUGACAUUGGCUGAUCUGAGCUGCUAUAUUUACACAUCCGGUACAACAGGAACACCAAAACCGGCGUUGAUAUCAAAUGGCAGACUUUCCAGAAGUGGUAUUACUACCAGAUGUCUCACAUCCUUGAAACCCGAAGACAGAUACUAUGUAGUCUUGCCAGUGUUCCAUUCUGCAGCAUGGAUGGCGCUUUCUGCAUGCAUUCAAACAGGUGCAACUGUCGUGUUGAAGCAAAAAUUUUCUGCGAGUCAGUUUUGGCCAGACUGCAGACGACAUAAAGUUACAGUGAUACACUACAUCGGGGAGCUGUUCAGAUAUCUCAUUGCUCAACCACCGAGCGAAUUAGAUACUCAGCAUAGUGUCCGGGUGGCUUUGGGAAACGGUCUCAGGAAGGAUAUAUGGGUGGAAGUAAGCAAGCGAUUCAAAAUUCCAUUGAUUGCCGAGUUUUAUGGGGCGACAGAAGGUGUCACUGCCAUUUGUAAUAUUUUCAACAAGCCUGGCGCAGUUGGAAGAUUAUCCCCUUUACUGAAUAAACUAGAUGAAUACCCAAAAGCGCUUGUAAAAUUCGAUUAUGCAACUGCCGUACCACUGAGAGACAAAAAUGGGCGAUGCAUCAGAGUUAGCGUUGGUGAGCCCGGUCUGUUCAUAGCCAAAGUUCCAGAGUAUCUAAUCCAAAAUGGACAGUUCCGGAUUUACCAAAGUUCAGCAGAAGCCAACGAAGCCAAACUUGUAAGGGAUGCCUUCGAGCCAGGAGACAUCUACAUGAACUUCGGCGAUGUCCUGGUAUGGAAAGGAGAAAAUGUGUCUACGACAGAAGUUGCCAACGUAAUCACGGCGCUAGAGUUUGUUCAUGAUGCAAAUGUUUAUGGAGUAGAAAUCCCGGGUAAGGAAGGACGAGCUGGAAUGAUGGCGCUGACCUUAAAUGAAGGACACAAGCUGGGUCCAAAGGAACUGAAGGAGUUGUACGAACAUGUAUGCCAGGAGCUUCCAUCUUAUGCCAGGCCGAUUUUUGUACGUCAUCUUGACAACGCAAUCAUUACUAGCACGUUUAAGCAACAGAAAUUUGAUCUCGUUAAAGAAGGUUUUGACAUCAACAAAGUAAAGGAUCCACUGUACUAUCUGGACUCAGAACGUAGCACCUACAGUCCCCUGUCUGCCAGUGACCUGACCAAGUUCAUAUCAUCCCGACUGUAA
Messenger RNA from Candidula unifasciata, 1827 nucleotides. The record is from the annotation of a GenBank genome assembly. Lineage: Eukaryota; Metazoa; Mollusca; Gastropoda; Stylommatophora; Geomitridae.